AUGGAAGCCAAUCGCAGCGGCUCGACCGGAGGCACGCAGCCAUCUGGGCACGUUUACGAAGUUGCCGUACAGAGCAACUCGACCAACCGCAGCUCCCAGUUUGCCGACGUGGCCUUGCUGCAGACCUUCAAGCCUCUCAUCAUCCCCUGUUACGUGCUGGUGGUGGUGGUGGGCGUCUUCGGGAACUACCUGCUCCUCUACGUCAUCUGCCGAACCCGCAAGAUGCACAACGUCACCAACUUUUUCAUCGGGAACCUGGCCUUCUCCGACAUGCUCAUGUGCGUGACCUGCGUGCCCUUCACGCUGGCCUACGCCUUCAACCCGCACGGCUGGGUGUUCGGCCGCUCCAUGUGCUACCUGGUGUUCCUGAUCCAACCCGUCACCGUCUAUGUCUCCGUCUUCACGCUCACUGCCAUCGCUGUGGACAGAUACUACGCGACGGUUCAUCCCCUGAAGAAGCGGACCUCCGUGGCGACCUGCGCCUCCGUCCUCACCGGGAUCUGGCUGCUGUCUUGCGGUUUGGUCGCUCCGGCGGUGACCCACACCUACCACGUCGAGUUCAAAGAGGAAGGCUUCACCAUCUGCGAGGAGUUCUGGUUGGGUCAAGAGAAAGAAAGACGCGCUUAUGCGUACAGCACCCUGCUGGUCACGUAUGUCCUCCCGCUGUCGGCUGUUUUCGUCUCUUAUCUCUGCAUCACCGUCAAACUGAGGAAGUGCGUCGCUCCGGGGCACAAGACGCCGAACCAGACGGGCGCUCAGCAGGCCCGAAAGAGGAAGAUCUUUCGUCUGGUUGCGCUUCUGGUGUCUGCGUUCGCGCUGUGCUGGCUUCCCAUCCACGUGUUCAACGUGCUGAGAGACAUCGACAUCCACCUCAUAAACAAGCGCUACUUUUUGCUCAUCCAGCUGCUGUGCCACCUGUGCGCCAUGAGCUCGUCUUGUUGCAACCCCUUCCUGUACGCGUGGCUGCACGACCGCUUCCGCGCCGAGCUGCGCAAGAUGUUCAAGUGCCGCCAUCGCAUCGGAGUGCCGACCAAUCACUGCGCUGCGAGUGUGGUUCUGUAGCUACCUGGCGAAGAACCAUCCGUCUGAGUGUACAUUGAGGGCUCAUCCUGAGUUCAAGUGUCGGUGUGGCG
This is a messenger RNA of Stegastes partitus (bicolor damselfish), 1133 nucleotides long. RefSeq names its product prolactin-releasing peptide receptor-like. Gene Ontology annotation, molecular function: neuropeptide Y receptor activity; neuropeptide binding. Gene Ontology annotation, biological process: G protein-coupled receptor signaling pathway. The coding region runs from base 1 to 1062 and encodes 353 amino acids. The transcript is spliced from 2 exons. The record is from RefSeq and is a predicted model, not a curated record. Lineage: Eukaryota; Metazoa; Chordata; Actinopteri; Pomacentridae. Gene Ontology annotation, cellular component: plasma membrane; neuron projection.